AUGAGCGAUAAGUUGGACGGGCUAUUGGCCUGGGCCCGGGAGAAUGGUGCACAACUGAGAGAAGAUUGCUUGGAGUACAACUAUGACGAGAAGAAAGGUUACCAUGUCUUGAUCAAAGAUAUAGAUGCCUUGUGGGAGUUUAAGGAUGCCGGUGUUAUUACGGUUCCAAGAAAGCUAUUUAUAACAAGACAACUGGCACAACAGUACUUCAAAAUUAAUGACCAAAAGCUGUCCACUAAAUACAACAAUAAUCCAAACGGUUUAACAGAGUUCUUCCUGUCAUAUAUUACCUUUACGAAGGAGAACGAGUAUGAAUUCUUUCGGCCUUACAUAAAUAUUCUACCUAAAUUGAACUCAAUGAGAAUCCACCCAUUUUUUUGGACUAAAGAAGAGUUGCAAUUGAUAAAGGGAUCUGACCUGUUCUUAACAAUAAAGUUCAAAUUGCUUGCAUUAUAUGAUGAAUAUAGAAACUACAUGAAACUUUAUGAAUUUGGAAAUGGUGACCUGUCAAUCAUAAAUGGAGAUAUACAGCUAUCAGAUGAUGAACUUUUCGCUAUAAUUGAGCAUUUACAACACAUCUUGAAGAAAUCGUCGGACGCCAUCGAAUGGACAUCUUUUGUUGCAUAUGUUUGGUCAAACCUUAUUUUCUUUUCAAGAGCAUUCCCUAGUUUAAUCACUGGUGAAGAUAAAAAGGAGCUAAACUUAGCAUUCCUGUUGCCAAUUGUGGACUUAUUAAAUCAUAAUAAUACUACUAAAGUUAGCUGGAAUUACAGCGAUGACACAUUUAAUUACACAAAUAAGGACCUGGCAUACUUGAAAAAUGGUGAUGAAUUGUUCAAUAACUACGGUGAAAAAUCAAACGUAGAUUAUUUAAUCAGUUAUGGGUUUUUAAACUCUCAGGAAAACAUUCACAACAGUGUUAACUUGACGUUGAGACUUGACCCAACAUUCAUAAGUCAAGCAAAAGAACAUGUGGAAAAUCUAGAAAUUGUCUCUAAUGAUACCGUCUUAUUCAAGAUAAGUAAAAACGACCCUCUUCCUGUCUCUUUAGUACAUUUCUUCGGCUACGUUACAAAACUAAAAUCGGAGGAGCAUAUUACCUUAAGGUCUAUUCUAGAGGGGUCAGAUCAAUUGAUUAAUAUCUUAAAGCAAAAGCUUGAAUACUCCAAGGAAAAGGCUAAAAUAAGCUCUAAUUCUGUACACAGUUCUGUGGGUAAGAUUAUAAAACAGUAUUUUAAUGAGGAGAAGAAAUUGUUUCAGUUCAGUUUAGAUUCCUUGUUGAAAAAGCAAAAAGACAUAAUCAGUGCUGCCAAGGAUAAUAUUGUCUCUUUCAAGUCGAUUUUCAAGUCUGAUAAAGUCUUUGCGAACAGUUUGCUGCUAUCUUACGGUGUAACUAAAUAUGAAGAUAUUCUAGCUAAGGAUAUGGCAAACGAAGCAUUAUUGUUAUGGGUCGUUAGAGCAUCAAACAAAGACGCAUACAAAGACGGGUUACGAACUGUCAAUAUUCCACCAUUUGUUUUAGAAACAUUUGAGGAGAUCUCAAGAACUAUAUCUAUUGCAAAAGACGAUGUUACUGAGUUUUUGUCCAUAUAUAAGAGGCUAUUUCCAAGUCUGGGUGAUAAAAUUCCAGAGGUAUACAAAGUUGGUGAAUGGGGUAUUAAACAAUUUAUUAUUGCUGAUGCUUUGAUUGAUAGACUUGUAUGGGUCAGAGACUCGAAUUCUGAACCUCUCUUUAUACAGAAAUUAACCUUCCAGUAA
Nakaseomyces glabratus is the source of this 1758-nucleotide messenger RNA. RefSeq names its product protein-lysine N-methyltransferase (gene EFM1). The record is from RefSeq and is a predicted model, not a curated record. Gene Ontology annotation, biological process: peptidyl-lysine monomethylation; peptidyl-lysine dimethylation. Gene Ontology annotation, molecular function: protein-lysine N-methyltransferase activity. NCBI's taxonomy places the organism in Eukaryota, Fungi, Ascomycota, Saccharomycetes, Saccharomycetales, Saccharomycetaceae.